Molecule: messenger RNA, 2817 nt
Organism: Sphaerodactylus townsendi
Lineage: Eukaryota; Metazoa; Chordata; Lepidosauria; Squamata; Sphaerodactylidae
Gene: SACK1C
Product: family with sequence similarity 83 member C
Exons: 4
Coding region: 358-2073 (571 amino acids)
Biological process (GO): epidermal growth factor receptor signaling pathway
Source: RefSeq, a predicted model, not a curated record
AACUGGGUCGCAUUGCUGAAGGAAGUAUAUCUAAAAGCAGCCACAGAAAACCCUUCUCCUCAUUUCCAUGAGGAAGGAAACAUCGAGACAGGCCCUGAAACCCAGAAUUUUUCUGCAACUAUUCCGACUUCAGUGGAAAAAUUGAGAACAGACUCUUCCAGAAACCACUUUUUCACUGGAAUACUCUUAUGUUUAGAAGAGACUGAAGACCAAGGAAAGAUCAGACAAGCAGCUCAAAACACUGACUCCUGGGGAUCUUAACCGUGGAACAGCUUGGAUUAAAGUUGCAGCAAAAAAAAGUCACAGAAAAACGAGAGAACACAUUAUUCCUUGGCAGAGGUAAUAGCAACUGUUACCAUGUUUGGGUAUCCAUCAGCAGAAUCAAAGAACUGGCUCCACAGGAGCUAUGGCAAUCUUCAAGGGACCACAGGGCAGCUGAAGAGUCGUGUGGAGGAUCUGAAAAAACCAUGGCGAACAGAAAUCACUCCUUCCAUGUUACAGCACAGCGAGACAGCUAGACUGGCCGUGGAUGCCUUCCUGGAGCAGGGUGAAUCUGGCUACCUGCAAGCCAUAGUUCAGGAAAAGGAGCUGCCGUUUCUUUCAACGUUAGACAUGGAUUACAUGAACCAACAUAGCCAAAACAUCACAGGUUCUCCCAUUAAUGGGCACGAGGCAGAACUCACAAGAGAAGAUGGUACAGACAGUGAUUCUCUCCUUUCUGGAGUUACAUCUGGUACCUACUUUCCAUGUAUGUCAGACAUUGAUCCCCCAGAGUUGGAGCUGGGUUGGCCAGUAGUACCCUCUGUCUCAUGGUUUGAGAAAACAGAAGUCAAUUUGUAUUUCCAAAGGGACAAGGCAAACAACAUUAAGGAACUAUUUCGAUCUCUAAUAAGCAAAGCCAAGAGAGUGAUCGCAAUUGUGAUGGACCUCUUCACAGAUAUGGAGAUACUCAGUGACCUGAUGGAAGCUUCAAGCAAACGACACGUUCCUGUUUACUUAAUCCUUGAUGAAAAGAACUUGAAUCAUUUUGCAGAGAUGUGCAGUAAAAUGGAUCUUGGCAUGGACGACUUUCCAAACAUGCGCAUACGCUACGUGAGCGGAGACACAUACUACAGUAAGGCUGGCAAGAAGCUUGCAGGACAAGCUCUUGAGAAAUUCAUGAUGAUUGAUUGUGAACAAGUGCUUGCUGGGACCUACAGUUUUACGUGGCUGUGCAGCCAAGUCCACACCUGCCUAGUGACACAGUUCAAAGGAAAACUCGUUGAGGAUUUUGACAGAGAAUUCCGAUGCUUAUAUGCCGAAUCGAGAUCUGUGAAUAAACUCAGUGCUUCCAGUGCUGAAGGAUCCACUUCCUCUUCUCACACAAACUCGCAGAAGACUGAGCCGGCUUUAAAGCAUUCUCAAAUGAAUGAGAGCGAUAUCUCAAGCCCUUCAAGUAGCUCCUCCAACUCUAGCAUAGUAAGUAUAAAAAGAUCACCAUAUCGAAACCAAGUGACCUCCACUGUGCCCUGUGAGAAGAAAGAAGUGGCUCCUGGUGAAACAAGAAAAGAUGCCCUGGGCUUCCUGAGGCUUUGUGACUUGAAACACCAACCCACAGACCACCCAAACUCUAGUUAUGGCACAUCAACAAAAUUAAAUUUUCCCUUUGAUGAUACAUCUAAUGUUCGAAGAUUUAAGGCAUCUUUGCUAUCAGUAUCUUCACCAAGGUUAGACACCAAUGCAAGAUAUGGACAUGAUCUGCAGUUUGGGACUGAGGAUACUGGAAUAAACAACAAGUUCUUCUAUUCUGCACAGCCUAUGGAAAAUAUAAACAAAAUGCAGAAGGAUGAGAAACCAAUAACUCACAGAUACACCAAACUAGACCUCCUUAGCCAGCCUACUCAUCCACUAAGUAAUGAGAUCAGAUACGCAGUCCCCAAUUCUUCUGACCUCUGUGAUGAUGUGCCAAUGGAAAACAAAAGCCAUAUACAGAGGAAUGAGAAGAGGAUGACUCUCGGGCACAGUAAACUGGAUCUGAUUACUAACUAUAACAAAUCAAAAGCUAAGCAUAUUCACAGUCGAUUUGAGCUGUAAUCAGUAUUUUGGGGUUUCAGCAAGUGGUUCACAAGUGCAGGCAUGACACCUGUAAUAAUAAAAAUAUGGAAGUUCAACAACCCACAUUUUUAACUGGUCUGGCUUUCAGAUUUGGCUGGACAAAACCUGAAAAGGUAUCAUGACAGGCAUAAAAAAACACCUCACAGAGAGACACACAAGAUGAGCUGUCCUCAGAUAUUAGAGGCUUCUAAUGUCAGUGAACUUCUUUGAAUGGUUCUGCCUUUCAUUGAAAUCAGUGGAAGAGCAACCACAUUCCAAUGACACCAGUGUAAGUGCAUUCACAUUUCCUGGCAGAGCCUGAAGAUGAGGAACAUGAGUUACACAAAAUAAAGGACAGGCACAGAAGCGGAACUUAAACCUGCUCUUUGUGCAUAAAGGACAAUCCUGGAAGGCUCUCUAUUCAGAGCUGCUACAGAUAGCAAUGGUAUAUCUGUGCUUUGAAAUGUGUGUGCCCUGCCAUCUUCUCUCUCCUGUACUACUCCGUCCUCACUUCUCUUCCCUUCUCUCCCUAGUGUGGCACACAAGUAUUACUCUGCAAUAUACAACAUACAAGAUCUCUUUUUUAAAAAGAGAAAUGCAUUAACCUGUGAUCCUGCUGCCGGUGCCGAAAUAUGAAAUUACAUGAAACCACUAUUUAAGUUCCUGUGUCAUGUCAAUCACAGCCUCUAUUCGUGCAACAAAUGUUUUCUUUUAAAAAAUCACUUUGGUUUGGGUAGAUGAUAU